GGGAGAGGGGGGAGAGAAUAUUAGAGAACAUUAUGUUAAGGGGAACCAGAACAAGGUCAAGACCAGGGUCUGUUUAAAGCUGAAACGGACUGGGCAGGAAGUAUUUUCAAUGCAUAGUCCUCAUCACCAAACCAAUGAAUGGAAAAGAAGUGUGACCAGAAGUGACAGAUGACGCCACACCCUAGAUUGACUCAGGUCCCAUUAUCAAUACUAUCACGCCUGUUCCAGCCAGAGAGAAAGCAGCUUAAAGCCAUGGCAAGCCGAGGCCAGGGAGACAGAAGGUGCCCAAGUGAAUUCCCACCCCAACAGCGCGUGCCCACGCAAGCUUUCCUAUAGACACCAUUGUGUGAGGGAAGCACAGGUGGGCCACACGUAGCUCUUCUUAUCUCUGCCAUCCCGGCCCUCGCCAGCUCGGAGGAGCCUGGACCAUCGCGAGCCCGGCAGCCUGCAGCCGGGAGCGGCUCCUGGGGAGACGAGUGUCUCGGCGAGUGCGUGUGCGUGGGGAGGAGAGCAAAGACGUGAUUACUUCAGAAUUUAUUUAAGAGCCGGUGGAAACCACUGCAACAGCUUCCAGGGGAAGCCCUUGUUCCAGAGGAAGAGGAGGUGGCGGCUGCCAAGGAGGAGGAGGGGAGGAGGCAGAGAAGGAGGAGCAGCAGCGCGCACGAGGCAAGUGAGAGAAGAUGCUGUAGCCUCCUCGCCGGCUCCCACAAUGAUGUGUGAAGUGAUGCCCACGAUUAACGAGGAUACCCCAAUGAGCCAAAGGGGGUCCCAAAGCAGUGGCUCGGACUCAGACUCCCAUUUUGAGCAACUGAUGGUAAAUAUGCUGGACGAAAGGGAUCGUCUUCUAGACACCCUUCGAGAGACCCAGGAAAGCCUGUCACUUGCCCAGCAGAGACUGCAGGAUGUCAUCUAUGACAGAGACUCACUCCAGAGACAGCUCAAUUCAGCCCUGCCACAGGAUAGCGAAUCACUAACAGGAGGGCUGACUGGUUCUAAGGGGGCGGAUCCACCGGAAUUUGCUGCACUGACAAAAGAAUUAAAUGCCUGCAGGGAACAACUUCUGGAAAAAGAAGAAGAAAUUUCUGAACUCAAGGCUGAAAGAAACAACACAAGACUGUUACUGGAACAUUUGGAGUGCCUUGUGUCACGUCAUGAAAGGUCAUUAAGAAUGACAGUGGUAAAACGGCAAGCCCAGUCCCCCUCGGGAGUAUCUAGUGAAGUUGAAGUUCUCAAGGCACUGAAAUCUUUGUUUGAGCACCACAAAGCCUUGGAUGAAAAGGUAAGGGAGCGACUGAGGGUUUCUUUAGAAAGAGUCUCUGCACUGGAAGAAGAACUAGCUGCUGCUAAUCAGGAGAUUAUUGCCUUGCGUGAGCAAAAUGUUCAUAUACAAAGAAAAAUGGUAUCAAGUGAGGGAUCCACAGAGUCUGAACAUCUUGAAGGGAUGGAACCUGGCCAGAAAGUCCAUGAAAAGCGUUUGUCCAAUGGUUCCAUAGACUCAACUGAUGACACUAGUCAGAUAGUGGAACUACAAGAACUACUCGAAAAGCAAAACUAUGAAAUGGUUCAAAUGAAAGAACGCUUAGCUGCUCUUUCAUCACGAGUGGGAGAAGUGGAACAGGAAGCAGAGACAGCAAGAAAAGAUCUCAUUAAAACAGAAGAAAUGAAUACUAAAUAUCAAAGGGAUAUUCGGGAGGCCAUGGCACAGAAGGAAGAUAUGGAAGAAAGAAUCACAACCCUUGAGAAGCGUUACCUCAGUGCUCAGAGAGAAUCUACCUCCAUACAUGACAUGAAUGAUAAACUAGAAAAUGAGUUGGCAAACAAAGAAGCCAUCCUACGGCAGAUGGAAGAGAAAAACAGACAGUUACAAGAGCGUCUUGAACUGGCUGAGCAAAAGUUGCAGCAGACUAUGAGGAAGGCUGAAACAUUACCUGAAGUAGAGGCUGAACUGGCUCAGAGAAUUGCAGCCCUAACAAAGGCUGAAGAAAGACAUGGAAAUAUUGAAGAGCGUAUGAGACAUCUAGAAGGUCAACUUGAGGAAAAGAAUCAAGAACUUCAAAGAGCUAGGCAAAGAGAGAAGAUGAAUGAAGAGCAUAAUAAAAGAUUGUCCGAUACUGUGGACAGACUUCUGACUGAAUCCAAUGAACGCUUACAGCUGCAUUUGAAGGAAAGAAUGGCUGCUCUAGAAGAGAAGAAUGUUUUAAUCCAAGAAUCAGAAACUUUCAGAAAGAAUCUUGAAGAAUCUUUACAUGAUAAGGAAAGAUUAGCAGAAGAAAUUGAAAAACUGAGAUCUGAACUUGACCAACUGAAAAUGAGAACUGGCUCUUUAAUUGAACCCACAAUAUCAAGAACUCAUCUAGACACUUCAGCUGAGUUGCGGUACUCAGUUGGAUCUCUAGUGGACAGCCAGUCUGAUUACAGGACAACUAAAGUGAUAAGAAGACCAAGGAGAGGCCGUAUGGGUGUGAGAAGAGAUGAGCCAAAGGUGAAAUCUCUUGGGGAUCAUGAAUGGAAUAGAACUCAACAAAUUGGAGUCCUAAGUAGUCACCAUUUUGAAAGUGACACUGAAAUGUCUGAUAUUGAUGAUGAUGACAGAGAAACAAUUUUUAGCUCAAUGGAUCUUCUCUCUCCAAGUGGUCAUUCUGAUGCCCAGACCCUAGCUAUGAUGCUUCAGGAACAAUUGGAUGCCAUCAACAAAGAAAUAAGGCUAAUUCAAGAAGAAAAAGAAUCUACCGAGUUGCGCGCUGAAGAAAUUGAGAAUAGAGUGGCGAGUGUGAGCUUGGAAGGCCUGAAUUUGGCAAGGGUCCACCCAGGCACGUCCAUCACUGCCUCUGUUACGGCGUCGUCGCUGGCCAGUUCGUCGCCCCCCAGUGGACACUCGACGCCAAAGCUCACCCCGCGAAGUCCUGCCAGGGAAAUGGAUCGAAUGGGAGUCAUGACGCUGCCAAGUGAUCUAAGGAAACAUCGAAGAAAGAUUGCAGUGGUAGAAGAAGAUGGUCGGGAGGAUAAAGCAACCAUUAAAUGUGAAACUUCUCCUCCCCCCACACCCAGAGCCAUCAGAAUGACUCACACCCUCCCCUCUUCCUACCACAAUGAAGCCAGAAGUAGUUUAUCUGCCUCUCUCGAGCCAGAAAGCCUUGGGCUUGGAAGUGCCAAUAGCAGCCAAGACUCUCUUCACAAAGCCCCCAAGAAGAAAGGAAUCAAGUCUUCAAUAGGACGCUUAUUUGGUAAAAAAGAGAAAGCUCGUCUUGGACAACUCCGAGGCUUUAUGGAGACGGAAGCUGCAGCUCAGGAAUCUCUGGGAUUAGGCAAACUUGGAACACAAGCUGAAAAGGACAGAAGACUUAAAAAAAACACAUCUGGGCAUGAACUUCUUGAAGAAGCUCGGAGGAAAGGAUUGCCUUUUGCCCAGUGGGAUGGACCCACUGUGGUGGCUUGGCUAGAGCUCUGGUUGGGAAUGCCUGCCUGGUAUGUGGCAGCUUGCAGAGCCAAUGUGAAAAGUGGUGCCAUCAUGUCUGCUCUAUCAGACACUGAGAUCCAGAGAGAAAUAGGCAUCAGCAAUCCUCUGCAUCGCUUAAAACUCCGAUUAGCCAUCCAGGAGAUGGUUUCCCUCACAAGCCCUUCAGCUCCUCCAACAUCUCGAACUCCUUCAGGCAACGUUUGGGUGACCCAUGAAGAAAUGGAAAAUCUUGCAGCUCCAGCCAAAACGAAAGAAUCUGAGGAAGGAAGCUGGGCCCAGUGUCCGGUUUUUCUACAGACCCUGGCUUAUGGAGAUAUGAACCAUGAAUGGAUUGGAAAUGAGUGGCUUCCCAGCCUGGGGUUACCUCAAUACAGAAGUUACUUUAUGGAAUGCUUGGUUGAUGCAAGAAUGUUAGAUCACCUAACAAAGAAAGAUCUUCGUGUUCAUUUAAAAAUGGUGGAUAGUUUCCAUCGAACAAGUUUACAGUAUGGAAUCAUGUGCUUAAAAAGGUUGAAUUAUGACAGAAAAGAACUAGAGAGAAGACGAGAAGCAAGCCAACAUGAAAUAAAAGAUGUGUUGGUGUGGAGCAAUGAUCGAGUUAUUCGCUGGAUACAAGCAAUUGGACUUAGAGAAUAUGCAAAUAAUAUUCUUGAAAGUGGUGUGCAUGGCUCACUUAUAGCCCUGGAUGAGAACUUUGACUACAGCAGCUUAGCUUUGUUACUACAAAUUCCAACACAGAACACCCAGGCCCGGCAGAUACUUGAAAGGGAAUACAAUAACCUGUUGGCCCUGGGAACAGAACGGCGGCUGGAUGAAAGUGAUGACAAGAAUUUCCGACGUGGAUCAACCUGGAGAAGGCAAUUUCCUCCACGUGAAGUCCACGGGAUCAGCAUGAUGCCUGGGUCCUCAGAAACAUUACCAGCUGGAUUUAGGUUAACCACAACAUCGGGGCAGUCGAGGAAAAUGACAACAGAUGUUGCUUCAUCAAGACUGCAGAGGUUAGACAACUCCACUGUUCGCACAUACUCAUGUUGACAAGCCACUCAAAGGAGGCAGCACUGACCUGCUAUGUCAUCUUUUCAGUCUACUCUACCUAAAGUGCACUACCAUCUAAGAAGACAAGCAAUGAAAACCUUUGUGAAGACCGAAUUCAAAGGAAAUAAUAACAAGUAAUGGUUUAAAAGCUGAAAAUGUGAUUUUUUUUUGGGGGGGAUCAGAUAUUAAGCUUGAUUAGUUUACUAAAUUGUAAUAAAAUGCUUAAGUCAUUUGAAUAAUAAGCAUCAUCCACAUCAUAAAUUCUGUACAACAGAUGCUUUUAUGAAAUGGAGCCACUUGUUUUUUCAUGUUGUAAUAUACUAGACAUUUAUGUAUUACUGUGUAUUUCUUUUUAAAUGUGUAAGUCUUAUGUAAAUGGAUAUAAAUAUGAUUUUUUAAAAAAUAAAAUAUAUGGUUCAUGGAGUCUUGAGUGCAAACAUUUGACAAUUCCAAGUACUGUUUGUAUUUUGCCAUUCCAUCAUUUUUACAGUUUUUGAAUUGUAACAGUCAAAUCAAUGUUUCCUUGAAGCAUGUUUCAUGCUUCAACAUCUUCCUCCUUCAAGUCUGUCUAUAUUUAAAGCUGAACACCUGCCUCUGAUCAUUAAAAAAAAAUGAUUUAACCUGGAACUGGAGCCAAAAAAUGACCUUUAAAGGCAAUCAGGGAUGUCCUAUAACUUUAGAAAUAGCACUGUGAUGGCUCAAUCUCCUUUUCGAUACUAAACAAAGCCAAACUGUUUACAAGAGUCAUAAGCAAUUAUUUAAAAAAUUUAUAUUAAAAAUCCAUUAUCUUCUCUUGUUAUCUGUGGACCAAGAUAAAAAGAAAACUUCUUUACUAAGAACCACAUGUUCAUUCAAAUACCUUGAACCACCAGCCAGCACUGGACAGUGAAGGUCAACCACUGCGGAGUCUGAGGCUCAUUUUCACUGAAAAAAAUCACAACCCCAGAAAUCUCUUCCUUUUUUUCGAUGUAACAAGGCAUUAGCCAGAUUCAUGUUUAAUGUUAUAAGCUUUCAGCCGAGAUGGCCUUGUGGAUCUUCCCUGAAGUCAGUUUUAUCAGAGGAAAUAAAUGAAAGACAGAGUGAUUACAUAUAUAGUGUAUAAAAAGUAUAGAAGAGUAACAUCUUCCCUGUGGCUUUAUUUCUUGGUGUUACUGUUGUUUAUUCUUUGUUUAUAUGGGAGAUUUCAAAGUAAAACCUAUUUAAUAAUACCAUUUAUCUAACUGCUUAUUUUCUGCUGCUUGGUCUUAUGAAGCGCAAAACCUGUCAUUAGUUAAUUUCUUUUUUGUAUUUUAAUUUGCUAUGUUUGCACGUACACUACAUUUGUUUUGAUGUCUAUUUUUAUUAAACAGAUUCAGUCAAAAGGUAAUGGUAACAGAAACCCUCUCCAUUGUCAAUAAAAAAAUACUUCCAGUUCUCUGUUUAAGCUUGCUUUCUAGUGAUACAACAUUUGUCUAGUGAACUAUGAUGAAAACCAUUCUUUCAAUGACUCAGAAUCUAAUAUUUCACCUCAAAAUGUAGUUUGCCACAAGAGGGAGUACUAAACUAGAUUAUGGAAGUGGUUUUAAAUUUUUCUUCAAUGUUGCUUGAGCAGAAACAAUGGGAAAGGGCUUUUAACCUCACCUGAAAAUGGAAAUUUUGAUUCAUAGAAAUAAAAUGAUACAGAAACUAUGAUAUUAAAAUGCCACAAGUAGAUCUGUCUUUAUUCUUAUACCACUGAGUUAGCUUUCUAUCACAGAAAUAUCUGUGACAAUUAGCUUAUAAAGACAAAAGGAUUGUUUUGACUGACACAGUUUUGGAGUUUCCAGUCAAAGGUCAAGCAGACCAAUUGUUUUGAGCCUCUGGUGAGCAUGCGGGAUGGCAAUGAUGAAGAG
Heterocephalus glaber (naked mole-rat) is the source of this 6363-nucleotide messenger RNA. The record is from RefSeq and is a predicted model, not a curated record. NCBI's taxonomy places the organism in Eukaryota, Metazoa, Chordata, Mammalia, Rodentia, Bathyergidae.